Molecule: messenger RNA, 2040 nt
Organism: Amborella trichopoda
Lineage: Eukaryota; Viridiplantae; Streptophyta; Magnoliopsida; Amborellales; Amborellaceae
Product: putative GTP-binding protein OBGC2
Cellular component (GO): mitochondrion
Molecular function (GO): GTP binding; GTPase activity
Source: RefSeq, a predicted model, not a curated record
GCCGGAAAUAUGGAAAGUCCAAAUCGGGAACCCCAAUGAUCAGGAAAAUUGAGGAAUUUGGGUCCUCUAAAAUAUCUCCCAGUUCAAAAAUCUAUCCUGUACCGGGAAGCCAGCAAAACCCGCGAAAUAAAAGAAAAAAAGGGGAAAUAUCGGACAGAGCUUUCGUUCCCCAUCUUAGUUCGUUAGAAUAGCGAGAGUCGAGAUAAGCCUUUCAAGGGGAGUGAAGCUAAGAGAAAGGGCCGAUUCCAGAGAGAAGCUAGAGAGCAAGAGGGAGGGCCUAUGCCAUUGAGGAUGGCUCGUGUUGCUUCUCCAAGCUUCUCUGUCUACCCAACUCUGCCUACUGACUCCAAAGCAACACCCUCCCUCUCUCCUGUUACUUUCCUUCUUCCUCUCAGGUAUGGAAAGAAGAGAAACCAGUCUAGUCUUUUGAGGUGGCAAUUUAUACAGUGCAGGGUUGCUAAAGUUAAAGAUGACCCUUCUUCUUCUUCUCCCUCCUUGAUAAAAGAAGCUCACAAAUACUUUGACCAUGUCUUCAUUACUGUUCGUUCUGGAGAUGGAGGCCAUGGUGCAGUUCUUACCAUGCCCACGACCCAAAGAAACCCUACUAAAACUCUAAGUAGACAUGAAAAAGAAGCGAUGAAGAAGAAGAGAAGUCCUUCUUAUAAAAGAGAUUCGGAUGGUUCUCUCAUUUUACCAAUGGGUGGCCAUGGUGGAGAUGUGGCUAUCUAUGCAGAUGAAGGGAAAGAUUCAUUGCUUGAACUCCAUAAGAAGAAUCGAUACAGUGCAAAGAGGGGUGGGAAUGUGGAUGCCAUGGGUGUUUUGACAUCCAUGUUACAUGAUGGGAAUGCAGCUCCUGCAAUGCGUAUUCCAGUGCCCAUAGGUACUGUGGUGAGACGCAAGCAAGGUGGAAAGUUACUCGCUGACCUUGUGAAUCCAGGUGAUGAAGUUCUCGUUGCAAGGGGUGGGCAAGGCGGGGUGAAACUCCUUUUUCUUAUUCUUUGCUUGUUAGAGAUGCCUGAACAUAGAAGAAAAACGUUGAUGUCCCUGACCACUAACGUCAUGAGGGAUGAGAAUGACAAGGUUUUGGUUCUUGGUCAACCCGGACAGGAGGUUACCUUGGAGCUAAUAUUGAGGGUAGUAGCUGAUGUGGGUCUUGUGGGACUUCCAAAUGCAGGAAAAUCAACUCUAUUGGCUGCCAUCACAUUCGCAAAACCAGAUAUUGCUGAGUAUCCUUUCACUACAUUAAUGCCAAACCUUGGGCGCCUCGAUGGUGACCCCCGCUUGGGGGCGCUGAAAUACUCUUCUGCUGCAACGUUGGCAGACUUGCCUGGUCUAAUAGAAGGAGCUCAUCUGGGAAAGGGUCUUGGACGUAAUUUCCUUAGACAUCUUCGCAGAACUCGACUUUUGGUGCACGUAGUGGACGCAGCAGCAGAGAAUCCUGUGAAAGAUUAUAGAACAGUGAAAGAAGAAUUGCGGAUGUACAAUCCUGAAUACCUUGAACGGCCUCAUGUUGUGAUUUUAAAUAAAAUUGACCUUACAGAGGCAAGGGAUAGAUUGCCUUCCUUGAUUGAAGAGAUAGCUAACAUAGGUUGCAAUGAGAUGGCCCCCAAGUCAGUGGAGAGUCUUGAGGGAGCUCUAGAAACAUCGAAUGGACAUGAAAACCAGCCCUCUCCUCUUUCUACAAUCAAAAAGGAAAAAGAAAUUGGGGAAUACCCACGGCCCCUUGCCGUUGUUGGUGUUAGUUGCUUGAAACAUAUUGGAAUUAACCCAAUGUUGAAGGAGAUUAGGGCAGCUUUGAGGAAGUGUAAUGAUUAUUCUCCAAGUAUGGUGUAACUGGAACGAAUCAUUGUCACUUGAAUUUAUAUGUUAGAUAUGAAAGUGCAAGGUGUUAAAAAUGCUUUCACCCAAAUUACGUACAACUAACGGAGCGAAAUGAUGUGCAAAAACGAGCUGCUAAAGUACUGUGAUGAUUAGCUUUUCAUAUUUGCAAACAAUGUAGGAGCUUCUCAAGGAAAACAAAAAAUGGGUGGUUGUACAGAA